UCCUUGGGAGAAGGGCAGGGAAGGGCAGGCAGCAUCCACUUAGCACUGGAGCCCAGCCAUUCUCGGGCACUCCCUCUCCUCCUGCUGGUGGGGCCUCGAUGCUCCCACCUCUUCCAGCAGCUCCUGCCCUGCCCACUCCUGGGAGGAUGGAGGCUGCGGGGCCACCCCAGGCUAGGAGGUGCUGCUGGGAGGCCCUGGAGAAGCUCUUGCCUCGCCUCUGCUUCCUCUGCUCCCUGGUGACCUAUGCACUGCUGGGUGCCGUGCUCUUCUCAGUCAUUGAAGGCAGCCAGGACCUGGGGGCAGAUGACCCGGAGUUUGAGGAGUUCUUGGAGAAGCUCUGUGACAUCUUGAAAUGCAACAGAACAGUUGAGGAAAGCAGGAAACGGGAUCUUGGGAAGCUGCUGCAGAAGGCGAAGCCCCAGUGGUUUAGCAGGUCUGCAGACUGGUCCUUCCUGAGCUCACUCUUUUUCUGCUGCACAGUGAUCAGCACCGUGGGUUACAGCCACGUCUACCCUGUCACCAGGCUCGGCAGAUACCUGUGCAUGCUCUACGCGCUCUUUGGCAUCCCCUUGAUGUUCUUGGUCCUCAAAGACACGGGCGACCUCCUGGCAACCAUCUUUUCCACCUCUUACAAUCAAUUCCGAAAACUCUCUUUCCUCCCUGCUCCCCGCCUCAAAUGGUGCCCCCGACUCCCCUGCAAAAGAAGGUCUGACGCCAAGCCCGAGGAUGAAGCCGUCCCACGGAUUGUCAUCAAUGCCCAAGAGGUCCCGGGCCCCAAAGCUGGCAGGCGUCCCUCAGCCUCCAGCAGCAACAUGGAACUGUUUGAGAGACUUCUAGCUCGAGAGAAAGAGAACAGGCUGCAAGUGCCCCCUGGGGCCAUGGGGAAGAGCAGCUCGUGUCCUGAGCUGAUGUCAGGGAUGCUUUCCUCCUCCAUCAUCAGCAACCUGGACGAGGUGGGGCAGCAGGUGGAGAGCCUGGACCUCCCGCUCCCCAUCAUUGUCCUCGUUGUCUUUGCCUACAUUUCCUGUGCGGCCGCCAUCCUCCCCAUCUGGGAGAAGCGGAUGGACUUUGAGAACGCCUUUUAUUUCUGCUUUGUCACGCUGACCACCAUUGGGUUUGGGGACACCGUGUUAGAACACCCGCACUUCUUCUUAUUCUUCUCCAUCUAUAUCAUUGUUGGGAUGGAGAUUGUGUACAUUGCUUUCAAGUUGGUGCAAAACAGGUUGAUUCACAUGUACAAAAAUCUCAUGCUGUUCUUUGCAAAAGGGAAGUUUUGCCACCCUUGUAAAAAGUGAAGACUCCAUCAUCUCCUGUGUGACAACACCGGCCAUGCUGGUUAUCUUGCCUUGUCUUUGGGGGCAGUGUAGUUAGAGUUGGUGGCACUGCAGCCUGUCACCUGGGACCUCGGAGACAAAUCCUGUAUGAUGACUGAUUUCAGCCCUGCAGAAGUGUGGCCAAUGUCCUUCCUACUGGGACAUUAAACAAACAUGAUCACCGUCCUCCAUACUCCAAUUAAUUGCCCUGUCUUCAUUUUUCAAGAGCCCCUCCAAAUG
Molecule: messenger RNA, 1553 nt
Organism: Vicugna pacos (alpaca)
Lineage: Eukaryota; Metazoa; Chordata; Mammalia; Artiodactyla; Camelidae
Source: RefSeq, a predicted model, not a curated record